Trichoplax adhaerens is the source of this 453-nucleotide messenger RNA. RefSeq lists its product as uncharacterized. Lineage: Eukaryota; Metazoa; Placozoa; Uniplacotomia; Trichoplacea; Trichoplacidae. The coding region runs from base 1 to 453 and encodes 150 amino acids. The transcript is spliced from 3 exons. The record is from RefSeq and is a predicted model, not a curated record.
AUGGCCGUUGGUAAAUGGAUAGUUCGAACAGUUCUUGCAUCUGUUUUUAUUACUUUAGGUACAAUUAAGAUAGUCCCGUACGUUGGUAAAGAUGUACACAAGCACAUGAGUCAGGAAUUUAUUAAAUUUGCUUCCGUUUUUCCGCUGAAAUAUAUUGGAUUCACAAUUGGAGCAAAACGCUAUAUGCAAUUAACUGGAAUAUUAGAAGUUAUUUGUGGCUCGCUUCUCAUUUUUAGUUCAGGAUCCUUACGAACUAUCUGCAGGUCCGCUUUGACGGUAACAAUGGUUGCUGCUAUAUACACUUUGGGAGCUUUACGAUAUAAUCCAGUCGAAUUUAUACCUGCAAUCGUCUGUCUCAGCUUGCUGAUUAUUGAUAGAAAAUUGACUGAUAAUGAUAUCUACUUUAAGAGAAGCACAAAUAUGAUUUGUAUACCAAAAGAAGCAAUACGUUGA